Molecule: messenger RNA, 1239 nt
Organism: Penicillium daleae
Lineage: Eukaryota; Fungi; Ascomycota; Eurotiomycetes; Eurotiales; Aspergillaceae
Exons: 1
Coding region: 1-1239 (412 amino acids)
Source: RefSeq, a predicted model, not a curated record
AUGCCUCUCACGAUUAGAAAGGUAUCGCCAGAUUUCAAGUUCGAUGUCGCAGCCCCUGCAGGCUGGUGUUAUGCUGCUGGCGAUACCAUCAUAGGAAAUCUUGUCCGUCACACCCCGAUUGUCUCGCCCGAGGCAACGAUCACCCUGAGCUUGGUCGGUCGGAUCAAGACGAAAAUCACCGAGAGUAAGACCAACAACAGGCACACACACUACCGCAGCGAGGCACGCCUGGUAAGAUCCGACCAGACCAUCAUCUCGGGUCAGCCUCUGCAUCUUCCCGAGGGUAGUGGGGCACCACUUUCCUGGCAGUUCGCUGUCAACAUCCCCACCGAGCCACUACAGUCCACGAGGCAGGUCUUUACGCCCAGCACGAGCUUUGUCCCUUUGGACCGCGACCAUCCAGCGCAUCAUACCUUGCCAGGGUCAUUCAUCUCCUUUCGAGAUGGCCUUGCCGUCUCAUCAUCCUGCUUUGUUGAAUACUAUCUCAAAGCGCUGCUUCGGUACACCUACAAAGGCUCCAGCAAGCUCGUUGAGGCAAUAUGGCCUUUCCAAAUCAACCAUCCAGUGGAAGGGACCGACCUACUCUCCCAGCUGAAUUGCCUCUCAUUCAACCAACAAAUCCAAAGCCAGCGCCUACUCCCAGGCAUGCAGCAUGCAGAUCUCACAUUCAAGCAAAAGACACAAAAACUUUUCGGUUCAUCAAAGGUGCCAAAGUUCGUUUUCGAUAUGAACAUCCGCCACCCGGCGGCUAUUCAACUUAAUCAUCGAGAGCCGAUCCCAAUUAUUUUAGAGAUUCGGCCACGUCCCGAGCUAACGAGUCCGUCGGUGGAGGACCAAAGUAUUGUGAUAAAUUGGGUUAGAAUGUGUCUGCAUCAGUGUACAUCUGUGCUCGCGCCCAGUAAUUUCCUCAACGACCACGCGCACGAUGACAAUCAUCAUUACUCGGUGAACUUGAAUCUGGAGGCGGCUUUCCAACGCCUUGAGUCGCCCUUGGUGAUGAGUACAGCAGAGAAAGGCGAGAAAAGGGUCAAUAUUGGUGAAAUGUUCCAAUUGGCUCUUCAUCCUGGAGGGUUCAGUUCUGGCUCACAGCUUCUAACUGCCAUCUCGCCAAUUCCCGACUUUACUACUUACAGUAUUCAACAUACGAAUGCGGUAGAGUGGAAAGUUUCAUACUCGGUUGCAGGAGAGACGGGGACUUUCAAGGCAAGCAGUGCGAUAAGAAUCAUUGCAUCCGCUUAA